GUUUUUCGUUCUUUUUUCGGGCAACAUUGUGCUCUACGAUCUCAUUCCAACUUAUUGGCGCUGGAUGUACUGGUGCAACCCGCUCACGUGGGCGCUCCGCUCCAUCAUGCUCAACGAGUACAGCAGCACACGCUACUCGCCGGACGAACGCGCUGACAACCUCGACAUGUUUGAGAUCCACCAAGACAACGCGUACAUUGGGUACGGCCUCCUCCUUCUCUUUGGCUACUACCUUCUUUUUACGACGCUGAACGCCCUCGCGCUGCACUUUAUUCGGUUUGAUACGCAAGUGCGCGGGACGGCGCCCCCCAUGGUGCCCAAAGCCGGCUCGGCGACCGCGCUCACGAUCGACACCACGCCGACGCAGCUCCCGUUCUAUCCCGCGCGCAUUGCCGUCCGCGACUUGGACUACUUUGUGAAGAUGCCGUCGGGCGACGAGCGACAGCUACUGCAGCACAUCACGGCGUCGUUUGAGCCGGGCACGAUGACCGCGCUCAUGGGGUCGUCCGGCGCGGGCAAGACGACCUUCAUGGAUGUUCUCGCGGGUCGCAAGACGGGUGGCCGCAUCGCCGGCGACGUCUUCAUCAACGGCGAGCCCAAGAACCCCGCGACCUUUAGCUGCAUCGCCAGCUACUGCGAGCAGAUGGACAUCCACUCGGAGAAGUCGACGAUCCGCGAGGCGCUCGAGUUUUCAGCGUUUCUGCGGCUGCCGCAGACGUUCGAGUUGGAUGCCAAGCUCAGCUUGGUGCGCGAGACAUUGACGCUCCUCGAGCUCGACAAGAUCGCCCACGAACGCGUUCUGAACCUCAGCGUCGAACAGAAGAAGCGCGUCACGAUCGGUGUCGAGGUCGUCGCCAACCCGAGCAUCUUGUUUUUGGACGAACCUACCUCGGGGUUGGACGCUCGCUCAGCGCAGUUUGUCAUGCGCGGUGUCCAGUCGAUCGCACGCACGGGCCGCACGGUCAUUUGCACGAUCCAUCAGCCCAGUAUCCAGAUCUUCGAGCUCUUUGACUCGCUUCUCUUGCUGCAAAAAGGAGGUCGCAUCGCGUUCUACGGCGAGCUCGGCGGCGAUUCGCAAAAGCUGCUCGAGUAUUUUCAUUCGAUCCCGGGGACCGAGAAGAUCCAGCCGCUCUACAACCCUGCGACGUACAUGCUCGAGGUCAUUGGCGCCGGCGUCGGCCGCAAGGACAUUCAAAACUACGCCGACGUCUAUGCGAGCAGCGACCUCUGCGCGGCGAACCGCGACAAAGUCGAGAAGCACCUUGCGCCGUCAUCGGAACUGGUCAUGUUUUCGACCCUCAAGUUCCAGCCGAUCGCGACGAGCCUAUGGAACCAGACGCGCUGGCUCACGCACCGGGCUGUGCUCAUGUACUGGCGGUCGCCCGCCUACAACUUUGUGCGACUCGUAUCGUACCCGGUCUUUGCCGUCAUCUUUGGCAGCACGUUCUACCAGCUGCCGUUUGGCACUAUGGCGCACGUGACGUCGCAUGUCGGACUGAUUUACAAUGUGAUGGACUUUAUCGGCGUCAUCAACAUGAUGACUGUGCUCGACAUGGCGAGCACGGAGCGCCCAGUGUUUUACCGCGAGCGCAUGUCCAACUACUACAGUCCGCUGCCCUACACACUCUCGAUGCUCUUGGCCGAGAUCCCGUACCUCGUGGUCGUCAACCUCAGCUUUGUCGCGAUCAUCUACUGGCUCGUCGGCUGGUACAAUGAUGCGGCCACCUUCUUUUUCUUCUGGUUCAUCUACUUUGUGUACACCUCCCUGUGUACCUUCAUGGGCAUGUGGAUGGCCGUGCUCAUGCCCAACAUCAAGGUCGCCAACGUCGCUGUCGGCGCGACGUCGUGCAUCUUUAACCUCUUUGGCGGCUUCCUCCUCCCGUUCGUGCGCAUGAAGUGGGGCUACAAGUGGCUGACGUGGAUCAUUCCGUCGAGUUACUCGCUCAACGUCCUUGUCGGACUCGUCAUUGGACGCUGCGAGGAUGGCGUCGGGCCUGGCUGCAAAUCGAUUCUGGUCGGCGGCAAGCCAGCGACGGUCCAGUCGUACGUCGUUUCGAAAUUUGGGUUUGACCCGGCCGAGAUCUACUCGAGCAGCGGCGCGCUUCUUCUCGAGUGGGCGCUCAUCCAAGUGCUUAUCUACCUGACAUUGCGCUUUCUGUGCCACCUAAAACGCUAGAUUCAUUAACUACAACCGCGCAUACACCAUUGCUGGGUUUCAUGUGCCGUUGCGCCACCACAGUGGGUCGGAG
Molecule: messenger RNA, 2249 nt
Organism: Saprolegnia diclina VS20
Lineage: Eukaryota; Oomycota; Saprolegniomycetes; Saprolegniales; Saprolegniaceae
Exons: 2
Coding region: 65-2176 (703 amino acids)
Cellular component (GO): membrane
Molecular function (GO): ATP hydrolysis activity; ABC-type transporter activity; ATP binding
Source: RefSeq, a predicted model, not a curated record